Adelges cooleyi (spruce gall adelgid) is the source of this 3495-nucleotide messenger RNA. It is a transcript of the gene Picot, whose product is annotated as putative inorganic phosphate cotransporter. Lineage: Eukaryota; Metazoa; Arthropoda; Insecta; Hemiptera; Adelgidae. The transcript has 10 exons. The coding region runs from base 426 to 2162 and encodes 578 amino acids. Gene Ontology annotation, biological process: monoatomic anion transport; transmembrane transport. The record is from RefSeq and is a predicted model, not a curated record. Gene Ontology annotation, molecular function: transmembrane transporter activity.
CUGUGCGCUAUCCAGCAGCACCCGGUGAGUGUGCAGACCAAAUCGUGUGCGUGCUUCUGUCCGCUCGCGAGCGUGCGUCUGACAGUGUGCUGCCGCUGCCGUCGAGCGCGCCAAUCACUCGCACUUACCCCCCGGACGCCGAAAUCGUCGGUUUACCCGCUUUGUACCUGUGCCUGUGUGUGUGUGUGUGUGACAGUGUGUGUGUGUGUCUGCUUUUGCCGCCGUCGCCGUAUUUCGUCGACAUGUGGUGCAGCCGCCGUCGUCGGUCGACUACUUCGCGCCACCGGCACCGGUCCGCCGACCGUAUCUGAACUUAAGCGGUUCGCCGUCGUCCACAUACUGUAUAGCACAAGCACAAUGGCAGACUGACCAAUGUGUUCUACCGGUUUUGGUGAAAGGGUAUCGUCGGGCGGUGGUCCUUGCUGAUGUCCGGCCGCAGAUGGGAUGGAGAAGGCGGCCGCGGCGGGAUAGAGUCCGAGGAGGAGGAGGCCGGCGUGGGCCUUAUGUCCGGUGUCAAGUCCGUCGUCGAGGCAGAAUCGUCGUUCGGCGGUGCCGGAAGUGCGCGAAGCCCGCCCGGACCGUCCAACUGCGGAGUUAGAAAAUCCUCGGGACACGUGCUUGUCUGGAACCAACCGGAACUAGAUGAGCUGACCGCCACCGAAAACCACAACGGCUACAGCCAUCGACCCGUGCCGUCCAAAGCAUGGAUCGGGGCACGUCACAUAGUGACGUUCAUGUUAUUCCUUGGCAUGGCCAACGCCUAUAUAAUGAGGACCAACAUGUCCGUGGCCAUAGUGGCUAUGGUGAAUCAGACGGCGCUGGAAAGGGAUCCAACCAUUCCAGACGACGAAUGUGAUGGGUACUAUACGCCUGUCGCAAACUCCACCACAAACAGCGUAUCCAACGAAGGAUCGUUUUUAUGGAGCACGUCCCAACAAGGAUACGUACUGAGUUCCUUCUUCUACGGAUACGUCAUAACGCAGAUACCGUUUGGGAUAUUGUCGAAGAAAUAUGGAGCUAAAUAUUUCCUAGGCGUCGGCAUGCUCAUCAAUUCAAUAUUCGGGUUCUUGGUGCCGUUGUCGGCCAACUUUGGCAUUUUUUCGUUGAUCGCCAUUCGAUUUAUCCAGGGACUGGGUGAAGGUCCCAUAGUUCCUUGUACUCACGCAUUGCUCGCCAAAUGGAUCCCCCCGAACGAGAGAAGCAGAAUGGGAGCAUUCGUCUAUGCAGGAGCGCAGUUUGGAACGGUGAUUUCAAUGCCACUCAGUGGAGUGCUGUCCGAAUAUGGAUUUGCCGGUGGUUGGCCGUCGAUAUUCUAUGUGUUUGGUGCCAUAGGAACCUUAUGGUCGGUGGCUUUCUUGUGGUUUGUUCACGAGGAUCCCGAGUCUCAUCCAACCAUACCGCACGACGAGAGAAAAUACAUCAUCAGCUCCGUUUGGGGCGCUGCUGGUGUAUCUUCUCCGCCGGUGCCAUGGAGGAGUAUAUUAAAGUCGGCUCCGUUCUGGGCGAUAUUAGUCGCUCACAUGGGUCAGAAUUACGGAUAUGAAACGCUCAUGACCGAGCUGCCGACUUUCAUGAAACAAGUGUUGCACUUCAAUAUAAAAGCUAACGGAACAUACUCGUCACUGCCGUACCUAGCUAUGUGGUUAUUUUCAAUGGUGGCCAGCCACAUAGCUGAUAUGAUGAUCUCUUCCGAGAGGUUCUCACACACUGUUACACGCAAAAUCGUCAAUUCCAUCGGUCAAUUUGGUCCAGCUAUUGCGUUGAUCGCUGCUUCUUACACGGGAUGUGAUCCGUACCUGACUGUUGCAAUACUGACAGUGGGCGUCGGCCUGAAUGGCGCUAUUUACUCGGGAUUCAAAGUGAACCAUCUAGACAUAUCGCCGCGGUUUGCCGGAAUAUUAAUGAGCCUUACCAACUGUCUUGCCAACCUGGCAGGACUGUUGGCCCCGAUCGUCGCCGGAUACGUUAUCGAUAAAAGGCCCACACAAGCGGCCUGGAGGAUUGUGUUCAUCACUUCGGCGUGCGUUUACAUGGUGUGCUGUACUAUUUAUUUAGUGCUCGGUGACGGCACCAGACAGCCGUGGGACAACCCGUCCAACGAUCACCUGAACAGCAAACAGCACAAAAAGAAGCAGAAAGAUAUCGAGACCACCAUUCAGUGAACAACAGCAGCCAUCCGUCUCCCGUUUUAUCCCAAAUCAAAUUCCACCACCAACGGUCCGUUCCCGUAAUGAACCCGUGCUCUCCCGCUCCCGACACACCCCUUACUCCCAUAAUACCGCCCGCCCGUCUUCUCCGCCCUUUCUGUAAGACACUCUCUUGUGGACCUCGAUUGAAACGAGGACUAUACGUGUGUGUGAGUGUUGUCUAGAUUUUACUGAUUAAAAGCAAGCGCGUCUGUGAAUAGGUUUCAAAAACGAUAUUAUUAUUCUACGUAACAGUAUAUUAUUGUUGAUAUAUGUAUACACUCUUUAUUUAAUAUUUUAUUUAACAAAAAAACCUAAAUUUUUUUUUAGAUUUACAUUAAAUUUUACUCGGGUGUCGAAUCUUGACACCAUAGAAAGCACAUUCUAUUAAUUAUAUUUUUUUAUAAUAUUAAUAUUCGAUAAAAGAUAGAUGAUUAUUGUCUAUUUUUAAAUAUAAACAUUAUUAUCAAACUGAUAUAUACAUAUACAUAUAAUAUAUGUAUAUUAUAUAUUAUAAUGAUAAGUUUAAUUUUUUUUUUGUUUCGUUCUGUAUGUAUGACUACUUAGCUUUAAAAUUAAAAAAAAAAUUAAAUAAAAAAAAAUUGUGAUAUUGUUAGUAGCGUAUUAUUAUUGUUCCGGGGAAAUAAAAUAGCCUGAUGUGUUCUUAAAUUUUCUCUCAAAAUGUAUGUCUUCCCCAGUCAAUACAAUAUUCAACUACUCCCUCUUGAAUUGUUUUUAUUACUUAUGAUUGUACUUUGAUGGGUUUUUCAUUAGCAAACGAAUGCAUUCAAUGUAUACAUUCAAACGUGUUAUGUGUAAAUGUAUAUCAUACCAUAAAAUAGAUGCACCGAUUUAAACGUUAUACGCGUAUAAAUAAUGUCAGGUUUGCAUCGAAGCUAAAGAAAUGUUAUUAUUAUUUUCAACACAUUUUAUGAUCUUGGUGUUCCUUCGUCUAGCUCAAAUAUUUGUUGUUUUUUUACGUUAAUUAUUGACCGUGACAAAUAGCGCAAUACGUUAAUGAAAAUACGAUCUUAAGCAAUAAAUACAAAAUUAGAUUUUAUCUGUUUAUUGAUUCUUCUGUAGAUUACAUUUUUUUUUUGUGGGGGUUGGUUUUUUUUUUAAUGUGUACGUUAUACAGUCGUCCAAACUCGUUGACAUAUUUUUUCUCAAAUCCUCAAUAUUUCCAUCGGCGAAACAUUAUCGAUCAGUAUUUUUGUUCACAUACAUACACACGAUACAUAUUUUAUUUUUCAAUUCUUAUUAUCACCAAAUACAUUUUUUCCAAUGUGAUAGUUAUUAAUUAUUAUAU